AUGCGCAACGAGCUGCUACCCAAGCACAAAGCCGUCUACCAACCUCUCCCCACCCCCUUCCAACUCUCCAACGAAAAGGCCAACGUAUCCUUGGUCGAAUCACAACUCGAAUCUGCACAGGCAGCACUAGAAGUCCAACAAGCCAGAGACGCUCUGUCCAAGGAGCUCGGUCCUCUCCAGUUGCUGAGCCUGCGAAGGAAGCUCGAAGUCGCUCCUCCCGUCGUCUUCGCCCGACAGACAACCACCAAGUUCAGACCGUCGGCGUCAGUGAGCGGCGAGACGGACCUGCCCAAGCCUGCACUUGGUAUCCAGGGAAGCAUCUCGACCAGCGACGUUGUCGACUUUUUGAGGCAGCAAGGCGCAUUCGACCUCGAGACCGACUACAGCGAAGAAGGAAAGCCGGUACAGCUCAACAGGCUGACGCUAGCGCAGAUCAACACCGCUUGCGAUUUUGUGCUGGUCGCUGAAUCGCAGAACGAAACCGACUCGGUCGACAAGCUCGGCCGCAUCAAGAAGACCGGUCGAUACACGCUCGUCGCUCACAUCUUGCCGUCCAAUACCCGCGCUCGCGUUCCCGUCAUUGUUCGACCCACCGUCGCCUCUUCGACCACCGCUUCCACCGCAUCAGCAUCCGCACCAGCUUCUUCCGCCAUCAUGUCAGGCCAGACGCGCGGAUACGCCACUUCCACAAAACCCACCAGCAUGGAGUCGUCGAUGCGCUCCAAACUCGAAGCCGAAUUCGGUCCGCAAGUUGAGGUCAACAUCCGCAACGAUUCGAGCAAGCACGCCCACCACGCCGCCAUGGCUGCGCAGGGCGGCGGCAAUGGCGAGACGCACUUCUACGUGCACGUCGUCUCGGACAAGUUUUCGGGGAUGACGCAGAUCAAGCGUCACCGCGCGGUGAAUGCGUUGUUGCAGGGCGAGUUCGAUCGCGGGUUGCACGCGUUGAGCUUGAGGACCAAGACUUGGAAGGAAGAAGGCAGGACCACGCCCGGGGUUCAAGCUGAGGGAGAGCAAGAAAGCACUGUGAGCAUUUAG
Molecule: messenger RNA, 1038 nt
Organism: Pseudozyma hubeiensis SY62
Lineage: Eukaryota; Fungi; Basidiomycota; Ustilaginomycetes; Ustilaginales; Ustilaginaceae
Exons: 1
Coding region: 1-1038 (345 amino acids)
Source: RefSeq, a predicted model, not a curated record